Messenger RNA from Rhopalosiphum maidis (corn leaf aphid), 1407 nucleotides. RefSeq lists its product as uncharacterized. The record is from RefSeq and is a predicted model, not a curated record. The coding region runs from base 1 to 1407 and encodes 468 amino acids. The transcript has a single exon. Gene Ontology annotation, biological process: proteolysis. Gene Ontology annotation, molecular function: aspartic-type endopeptidase activity. Lineage: Eukaryota; Metazoa; Arthropoda; Insecta; Hemiptera; Aphididae.
AUGAAGAAAUUUCAACUCUGCAUUAACUGUUUGGGCGCUGGACACUCUACGGCAGAAUGUCCAUCAAAACACACUUGCCACUCGUGUUAUAAAAAACACCACACAUUGUUGCACUUUCCAACCAGCCCACCCGUCAUCGCAGGUAUUCAGUCACCAACAUCAAUGUUCGUUGCCACAAAUAAACCUCAGACCAUACUACUAUCUACGUUACUCAUCAGUGUCGUGUCAGUGAACAACCAGAAACAAACGUUCCGAGCCCUAUUAGAUACGGGCGCGCAGGUUAGCUUCAUUACCAAGAAAAGUGCAGAUCGCCUAGCGUUACCUAUACGUCGCUGUUCAACACAAAUAAGUGCCUUCUCGGGUGCAUCGGUCAACGCGGUGUCGGGCGCCAUUUUUAUCAGCAUGUCACCAGUAGACAAUUCAGAACCGUCUAUUCCUCUUGAUGUUUACAUUGUAGCAAAAAUAACGGAACCCUUACCUCAAACUUCAUUCACAUUCACCGCGUUGCCUCAUUUGAACAAAUUGAAUCUAGCGGAUCCAACAUUUAAUAUUCAAGGUCCAAUUUACAUUCUGUUGGUUGCCGAUGUCGCCCCAUCCAUCCUCACCGGAAACCGUGUUGCCGGACUUCAGUCACACCCAACAGCCUUCAACACUGUUUUCGGAUGGGUUCUGAUGGGACCAGUCACACCAAGUACAACUACUGAAGUUACGUCAAUGCUCGUCACCACUGAGACAUCACUCGAACAGUCUCUAAGUAAAUUUUGGGAAAUGGAAGAACCCCCUCACACGGAACACCUGAGUUCCGAUGAAGUGCAAGCUGAAGCAAUAUUUACUUCGUCCGUCAAGCGUCUAGUAUCUGGGCGAUUCAGCGUUGCACUACCAUUCAAACAACCACAUCCAAUAUUGGGAGACUCCAAAGAUAUGGCACUUAAGCGAUUUCAUUAUUUAGAGCACCGAUUAUCACGUGAGGAAGGGCUCUCACAACAAUACAAAGAUUUUAUGAGAGACUACCUCACAAGUCAACAUAUGGAAGUCAUUCCCACAAACCAAAAAAUGACUCCAUACUGUUACUAUAUACCACAUCACUGCAUCCUACGCCCAGACAGUCUUACAACGAAACUCAGGGUAGUUUUCGAUGCAUCUGCUACCACUACCGUUGGACGAUCAUUGAACAGCAGCUUAUAUACGGGUCGUAAGCUCCAACAAGAUCUACCACAGAUUUUGAUCCGAGCACGUGUUCACAAAAUAUUGUUCACAGCAGAUAUCAAACAAAUGUACCGGCAGAUCGAAAUCCACCCCGAACAUAGAGAUUAUCUAAGAAUUCUAUGGCGUUUCAACCGCGACCAGCCAAUCGAAGAAUAUCGUUUAUGCACCGUCACUUACGGGACAUCUUGUGCACCGCAUUAG